UCGAGCAAUCGCAGCACGCAAUUUUGACUUAUUGAUAAGCGCUACUUGAGCUGAACAAUGUCUAGCUCAAAUCUCACUUGGAUGGUGCUGUGUGUUGUUCUAGCACAACUCAUCAUCAGUCGUACUGCUGCUGCUGCCUGUGAUGCAACUGAAUCGAUGGCCGAGCCACUGAAAACUUUUUCCAACCAUGAAGUUAUACCGGACGUGAUUGAUGCUGCACCAGCAGAGCUAGCUAAGAUCAGCUACCCAAGUGGAGUGGUAGUAAAUGGUGGAAACGAGCUGACCCCAACGCAGGUUAAGGACCAACCUAAAAUAGAAUGGUCAUCGGAUCCGGAUUCUUACUACACGCUGUUUAUGGUGGACCCGGAUGCACCGCGUAGAACGGAGCCAAAGUUUCGCUCGGUGUGUCACUGGUUUGUCGGAAACAUCCCGGGUGGUAAUAUUGACGAAGGUGACCAUCGCAUCGCUUUCGUCGGAUCUGGCCCACCACAGGGUAGCGGGCUGCAUCGGUAUGUUUUUCUGAUCUACAAGCAAAACGGCAAGAUCGACCUUUCCGAUGCGCCUCGUACGUCGAAUCGUAGCCGAAAUAAUCGGUUGAAUUUCCAACAUAAGGACUAUAUGAAAAAGUAUGGAUUAAACGAGUUGGUUGCCGGAAACUUCUAUCAGGCACAGUAUGAUGAAUAUGUGCCAACUCUACACGCACAGCUAUCUUCUGGAACGGAAUAAUCAUCUGCUUAAUUAAAAUUGUCAUUAUAUGGUAAUUAAUUUAAUUGUCAUUGUAUGGUUAAAGAAGUGCAAAACGAGAAUUACGUUGCAUUACAGUUAAUGGUGGAAUAGUAGUAAAAAUGCUU
This is a messenger RNA of Sabethes cyaneus, 851 nucleotides long. Its product is annotated as protein D3-like. The record is from RefSeq and is a predicted model, not a curated record. Bases 58 to 726 code for a protein of 222 amino acids. The transcript has 2 exons. NCBI's taxonomy places the organism in Eukaryota, Metazoa, Arthropoda, Insecta, Diptera, Culicidae.